Messenger RNA from Schistocerca piceifrons (Central American locust), 819 nucleotides. RefSeq names its product hemolymph lipopolysaccharide-binding protein-like. The transcript is spliced from 5 exons. The record is from RefSeq and is a predicted model, not a curated record. NCBI's taxonomy places the organism in Eukaryota, Metazoa, Arthropoda, Insecta, Orthoptera, Acrididae. The coding region runs from base 11 to 682 and encodes 223 amino acids.
CUUGCGCGCCAUGGCUGCUGAAGGUCUUCCGCUGGGCGUGAAACUGCUGGCGUUUGUCCUGACGUCAUGCGGUCUGUCGUCGGCGGACCGGUCAGUGCACUUCCGAAGUGCGGUCAGCCGCAACGCAACGGGCCACUGGACCGUCAGCACAGCAGUACUGCACGAUGGACAGAGACGGCCCGAAGAUAAUGAACAGACAAUAGUGUGGGGGACAUACGACUUGUCGUUUACGAGUCUGUUACGGAACAAUCAGCAGUCGCUGGUGACGACUAUUUUAGUAACAGUUCCUCCUGAAGUCCAUCCAGAUUACAAAUUGUACGAUGGAAUCGGAUAUUACAAAAUUCACAAAAGAGGGUCAUACUGGAAUGAAGCAAAUGAAACAUGUCGCAACGAAGGUGCCCAUCUGGUUGUCAUCAAUUCCAAGAGGGAGGAAGACGUCGUCAAAGGCAUUGUAAAAGACAGUGGAACCGAAUGGGCCUAUAUUGGAUUGCACCGUGAUGAUAAAGAGGAAUUUAGAACCGUUCUCGGUGACUCUCUCAGCUCCCUCCGAUAUCAGAACUGGAACUCCGACCAUCCCAGGUAUGUCUCGGGCGAAAACUGCGCCAGCGUCAGCUACGAAGGAGUCAUCGACGACGACAGCUGUCGCAUCGAGAGGUACUUCGUCUGCGAGGUGCCGCUCUAGCCCACCCAUCUCCACUCGUCGUCGUCGUCGUAUUCUCGCACACAGUACUGUCUUCAAGCGUGUGUAAAACUUGUUAAUUUAAAUAAACUGUUCUAAUUUCAUUAGAUAUAAUACAACUUUCCUGAUUUCGUACAACA